GCGCGAUCCCAGGGUGCUGUGCGCGGCGUGGGCUCCGCCAUCCCGCUGGGAGAGACGGCCUGCGCCGGGGUCCUGCCAGCGAGACGCCGCGGCCAGCGAGCCAGGGAGGCAGGCAGGGAGAGGAGAGAGCGUCGGCCCCAGCCGUCGCCGCCGAACGGCCAUGUCCGCGCGCAGCCCCUGAGCGGUACCGAGCCGCCCCUCCCCCGCGCGGACGCUCGCCUCAGCCGCCGCCAACAUGGAGGCCGUGAACGCCUUCAACCAGGAGCUCUUUUCGCUGAUGGAGAUGAAACCUCCUAUUUCCCGAGCAAAAAUGAUCCUCAUCACAAAAGCCGCCAUUAAAGCUAUCAAGCUCUACAAACACGUUGUCCAGAUUGUAGAGAAGUUUAUCAAAAAGUGCAAACCAGAAUAUAAGGUCCCUGGAUUGUAUGUUAUUGACUCUAUUGUUCGUCAGUCUCGUCACCAGUUUGGAACGGAUAAAGAUGUCUUUGGGCCAAGAUUCUCUAAAAAUAUUACUGCCACAUUCCAGUAUUUGUAUCUCUGUCCAUCUGAAGACAAGAGUAAAAUAGUCCGUGUCCUGAACCUUUGGCAGAAAAACGGUGUCUUUAAAAUAGAAAUCAUUCAGCCUCUUCUGGAUAUGGCAGCAGGAACUAGUACAGCUGCUCCAAUGACAGAAAACGCUACUAAUAAUGAAGGUUCGCCACCCCCUCCAGCAAAGGUUGCUUCGGAGCCCUCUCAAGUCACUGCUAACUCAGUACCUACUAUGCCACAGUUGCCCAGUUCUGAUGCCUUUGCAGCUGUAGCUCAGUUGUUUCAAACAACGCAAGGACAGCAGCUUCAGCAAAUUCUUCAGACUUUUCAGCAGCCUCAAAAAGCUCAGUCUCCGGUCAUAGAUAACACUGUGAUGGCUCAGGUUCAAGCUAUUACUGCUCAGUUGAAAACUACAGCAUCACAACCACCAGAACAAAAAGCUGCUUUCCCACAACCCGAGCAAAAAACAUCAUUUGACAAAAAGCUGCUAGAUCGGUUUGACUACGACGACGAGCCAGAAGCAGUGGAAGACUCAAAGAAAGAAGAUUCAGCUCCUUCUCCUUCAGUUUCUCAGCCUGCCUUGACCUCUCUCUCAUUCCAUGCACAAGCUGGAUGGUGCUCAGUACCUGGUGGAUUUGCAGGAGAAGGUAUACAACAGCCAGUAUUUCCUCAGCUCCCAAAUAUGGAUCCUUUUCAACAACGAAUGAUGGGAAUGCAACAGGAUCCAAUGCGCCAUCAGGUCCCACUUCCUCCUAAUGGACAAAUGCCAGGUUUUGGUCUCCUUCCUACCCCUCAGUUUCCACCCAUGGCUCAGCCUGUGAUUCCACCAACAGCUCCUGUGCAGCAAACUUUUCAGACUCCUUUCCCAGUGCAGAGUGAAUCACACAUGCAAAAAACACAUCAGCAGAACAUGGAAGUGGAACAGCCACCUAUUCAAGAAAGAAAACGACAUGUUUCUGACAACAGAAAGUCAAGAUCUAGAUCUGCAUCAAGGUCACCUAAAAGGAGACGUUCAAGGUCCGGCUCCCGCUCUCGAAGGUCACGUCAUCGUCGAUCUCGGUCACGAUCCAGGGAUAGACGCCGCCACUCUCCGAAGUCUCGAUCACAGGAAAGACGUGAACGUGAGAGGGAGAGAGAACGCAGGUCAAAAGGCCUUCCUCAGAUCAAAUCAGAAACUGUUAGUGUUUGUAGUACUACGCUUUGGGUAGGACAACUUGACAAAAGGACUACACAGCAGGAUGUUGGAAGUCUCUUGGAGGAGUUUGGCCCAAUAGAAUCAAUAAAUAUGAUACCACCGAGAGGAUGUGCCUACAUUGUAAUGGUUCACAGACAAGAUGCUUAUCGUGCCCUACAAAAAUUGAGCAGAGGCAACUUCAAAGUCAAUCAAAAAUCUAUAAAGAUUGCGUGGGCUUUGAAUAAAGGAAUAAAGCCAGAUUACAAACAGUAUUGGGAUGUAGAAUUAGGUGUUACUUACAUACCAUGGGACAAAGUGAAGCCUGAAGAUCUUGAAAGCUUCUGUGAAGGUGGAAUGUUAGACAAUGAAACUCUUAGUCCAGAGUGGAAGGGGAUUCCCAAGAAGUCUGAAAAUGAAGUAGCUCAGAAUGGUGGUGCAGAAGCUACUCAUAAUGAACCAGUGUCACCUAUACCUAAAGCUUUACCUGUUCCAAUUCCUGUUCCCAUGCCCGCACCAAUUACAGUACCUCCUCCACAGGUUCCACCACAUCCAUCAGGUCCUCCUGUGGUUGGUGCACUCCAGCCACCUGCUUUCACGGCGCCUUUAGGAAUUCCACCUCCUGGAUUUGCUCCUGGAGUGCCACCACCACCACCACCUCCAUUUUUACGACCUGGUUUCAACCCAAUGCAUUUGCCUCCAGGCUUUCUUCCUCCUGGACCACCCCCACCUAUAACUCCUCCAGUAUCUGUUCCUCACACUCCAGCAGUAAACAUCCCAAACUCUACAGCAGCUGGAGUAAAUGAAGACACUACAAAAGAUGCAUCUGUAGGAAAUCCCAUCCCAACAGUGGUUUCUGGAUCCAGAGGGAAUGCUGAAACUACUGAUAGUUCCAAAAUAUAUGCGACAGUUCCACCUCCCGUAGCACCUACUAAUGUACCUGCUCCUGUCACCCAAGCUAUUCCGCUUCUUGGCACCCAAGGAGUCGCACCACCCCCUCCGGCCCCUGUUGUUGGCUUGCAGACUCCAUCCACCGGCCUCCUGGGCGCCCGGCCGGGCUUGAUACCGCUGCAGCGACCGCCAGGAAUGCCACCGCCUCCUAUGCAGCGGUUCCCCAUGAUGCCGCCACGACACAUGCCGCCCCACAUGAUGCACAGAGGGCCCCCGCCGGGCCCGGGGGGCUUUGGGAUGCCUCCUCCCCAUGGAAUGAAAACCCCCUUCCCUCCGCCGGGCCACUUUGUUAGGCCCGGGGGGAUGCCGGGAAGCGGAGGGCCCAGCGGACCCGAGGAGAACAGAGACGGGAGGCAGUUCAGGAACGACAGGCAGACGUUCACCCCUAACAGAGACCAGGAGAGGUUCGGAAGGAGAUCUUUUGGCAAUCGGGUAGAAAACGACCGCGAGCGCUACGGCAACCGCAGUGACGACCGAGACCACGAGCGGCUUGGUAACCGUGACAGGAGAGAAUGGGGGAGAAGGAGCCCCGAGCGCGAUAGGCAUAGGGACAUGGAGGACAGAAACAGACGGUCCAGCGGACAUCGAGACAGAGAGAGAGAUUCUAGAGAUAGGGAGUCUCGCAGAGACAAGGAAGAAAACCGAGGAAAGGAAAAACCCGAGGUGACAGACAGGGCAGACGGUGAGAAAAACCACGAAUCUCACAGCGGCAAAAUGGAAGACGCAGACGUUGUUUCAGAACUUCCUAAAGGAGAGUCUGAACCUUCAGGUGUAAAGCCUGAGGAGGAGUUGACAUCCGAGGCUACCUCAUCCGUGGAACAAGCUGAAAAGGAUCUGAGCGCGGUGGCGGAGGCUCCUCGCUAGGGACUGGAAUCUCAGCCGAGGACAGGGACAUUUGUUGGAGUGUAGAGCUUUAGAGUUGUACAGUCUGCUGUAUUAUACUUGCUUCUGCUUCUAUCAGCCCCUCGGUAGUUGGCGGGGAAUUGUAAGCAAUUUGAUUGCUUCCCUUCUAUUUAAAAUAGCCACAACGUAACACAAAAAUACUGAAGAUAUGAUUAAAAUAUUACCCAUUUUUGCUGUAACUUUUUUAAAGUUUUGACUUUAAAAAGUUUACAAAUCAGAAGUAGAAGUGCUUUCUAUUUUUUUUUUUUUUUAAUUUAAGAAAAGGUAACGGUGAAAGCUCCUCAAAACAAUAGGGAUGUGUUUUUAAUAAACUCUAUUUUCGUAACAAA
Molecule: messenger RNA, 3882 nt
Organism: Gallus gallus (chicken)
Lineage: Eukaryota; Metazoa; Chordata; Aves; Galliformes; Phasianidae
Gene: SCAF4
Product: SR-related CTD associated factor 4
Exons: 21
Coding region: 236-3514 (1092 amino acids)
Biological process (GO): negative regulation of termination of RNA polymerase II transcription, poly(A)-coupled
Cellular component (GO): nucleus
Molecular function (GO): RNA polymerase II C-terminal domain phosphoserine binding; RNA binding
Source: RefSeq, marked validated